Annulohypoxylon maeteangense is the source of this 1095-nucleotide messenger RNA. RefSeq names its product GroES-like protein. The transcript is spliced from 3 exons. Bases 1 to 1095 code for a protein of 364 amino acids. NCBI's taxonomy places the organism in Eukaryota, Fungi, Ascomycota, Sordariomycetes, Xylariales, Hypoxylaceae. Gene Ontology annotation, molecular function: oxidoreductase activity, acting on NAD(P)H. The record is from RefSeq and is a predicted model, not a curated record.
AUGGCAACACGAACGCACGAUGCGCUCGUGAUAGUUGCGCCUCGAGCCCCCUAUGAGAUCCAUCGUUACCCCACUAUUUCACCAGUAGCAGACGAAAUCCUCAUUCAUGUGAAAUGGACGGCGUCUACGCCCCUCGAUCUUCACCAAGCAGACGGUGGCCUCUUAAUUGAACCCCCUCAGAGAACGGGGUCAACCUCAGCCGGCAUUGUCGUUGAAGUCGGACCCGACGUGAAGAAACUGAAGGUCGGCGAUAGAGUAUUCGGCUUUGCGCAUCAGCAGCCGGAGUGGAAGGCUCAUCAGGAGUACGCGACGGCCCCUGAAUGGGUCUUUGGGAAGGUCCCUGAUGGGUUCUCGCUGGAACAAGCAGUAACGCUUCCCGAGAAUACCGUCACCGCAUUCAACACAAUCUCAGCUGACCUGGGACUACCGACCCCAUGGCCAAAGCCCGAAGGCUACGUGCCGCCUCGGGCCGACGACAAGAUUCUGAUCUGGGGCGCCUCGUCUUCAGUGGGACAACUCACCAUCGCAGUCUUGAAAUUCUACGGAUACCGUCAUGUAAUCGCGACAGCAUCGCCACAACACCACGAGUACUUGAAGUCGAAGGGCGUCGAAGAAGUCUUUGACUACAGGAGUCCGACCGUAGUUGACGACUUAUUGAAGACCUACCAACAAGGGGAUGCGCCAGCCUUCCCGCUCAUCGUCGAUUGCAUUGGCUCGCAGGCCGGUUCAAUCGAAGCGCUUUCCAAAAUCGCUCAAAACGGCGCGACUAUCGCGGUCAUGUUACCCGUUAUUCUGAAGCAUGCCACCGACGACGAAGCCCCUGAAUACUCAAUGGAUGCGAGUACUAGUGCCCAGUGGGCUGAAGGGGUGAAUGUGCGUGGAGUCCGGACUCAUUUCUACUGGAAGAAUGAACUCUUCAAGGAAAAGCUGCAGCUGGAGAUCAUACCCGCGCUCCUGGAAGCGGGCUACGUAACACCAAAUCGCUUCCGCGUAGUAGAAGGAGGUAACUUGCUAGAGAGGGCUACGAAAGCGUUAGAUUUAAUUCGGAAAGGGGUGAGCGGAGAGAAACUUAUCUGGAGGGUAUCUGAGGAAUGA